UGGGGAGAUAAAGGAAUAUUUCAUAUGACAGGCCUCAUUAGUUGAACCUGAGACCACUGAAAUCUGAGUUCCAAGGACCUUUUUUGCAGCCGUGAUGUCAAGACAGGCGACAGGCGAAAGGAUCAUAAAUAAAUCUGGAGUAUCUGGGCAGCCGUGCAAGAGCCAAGCACUGCACUGCGAGCAACCUAUAAAGUCCUAAUAAGCGCUUCCGAGGUGGUUUACAGUUGACAGAGCUCAUAAUGUAACGUAGGUACUCCAACUGACAGGUCUUUUACAGUUAGUUGUUACCCUCGCUGUGAACACCACCGCUGAGCUGAGCACCGAGGCACACCGACAAAAGCAAAGCACAAGUUUGCCACUAGCUAGCUAGCCAGUACUCGAGUAGCUAACAAUUGGGCUGCCUACUAGCUAGUAGAAGCAAAAUAGUCAAGAGGUUGUAAGCUGGCAGUGGCACAGCAUUGCUGCAUAGGCAUACUAAUGAGCGGAGAGGAGGCCAAACCUCCCUUGAUGGGAGCUGGGGGGUCUGAUCAGGACGAUGAUGACCGGAAACCUGCUGCUCUUCCUCCUCCUGCGGCUGCAGCCGCGAAACGGUCUGCUUCUGCGAUGGAAAGAGACUCGGACAGUUCUAGUGGCAGUGAGGAAGGUCAGGUCUCCGCGAAGGAGAAGCACAAGAAGAAGCAGAUGCGGAGAUCCAGCGGUGAAGCCACUCAAGCUUCUGCACCCUCGGCGAAGUCGCCAUCCUCGGCUAUCUCUUUGCAAGAGAAGUGGGAUGAAAUGUUCAAUCGGUUGGUCAAGUUUAAGGAACGAAAUGGCCAUUGUUUGGUUCCAAACCGGUUCAAACAAGAUCCGUCACUGGGCUCUUGGGUUGCCACACAGCGCCGGACCUACAAGAUACUCACCGGGGGCGGCGGGGCAUCCAGCGGUAUGAAUGUGGAACGAGCAGCGAGACUCAGCAGUAUCGGUUUCGAGUGGUCGACGACGGAUCCUCGGCAUGUGCCUUGGGAAGAACGAUAUGAGGAGCUGAAGUCUUUCGUUGCCGCCAACGGUCACGCUGAAGUUCCAAUGCGAUGGGAGGAAAAUGUUCAGUUGAGCAAUUGGGUUUCGAAACAGCGGCAAGACUACAAGCUUCUUCAACUGGGAAAGACGUCACGGUUGACGGAGCGGCGGAGAAGGUUGCUCAAUGAAGUUGGUUUCGUCUGGGAAAUAUCGAGAAAGGGACGUCGAUUGAGAACUGCCCGCCCACCUCAAAAAGAAUCCACGGCAACUUCGACCGGGACCGAAGAGGAUGGAGAGCCAAGCUCUCCCUCGGCACGUGAGCCUCAGGUGGUAGCACCGUCUACGGAUGGAAACGAUGGGGGCAACCCAUCCGCGUCAAAUCCAUCUGGGACCCAGGAUGCCGCUGCCGUUUCCUCGGAAUCUGCAGUACCGCGCCUUUCUGAAUUGUUGAGAGCAACGGCGCCUGCUCCAAACAUGGGAGGCGGUGCGGCUAGCACCGGCGCUGCAGCGCGGGUGACGAAUUCAGAUUCUUUUUCGCAGCUCUUGCAAAACAUCCUGCCGCAGCAAAUUGACCUCCCCCCAGGGGUGCUGUCGCAGCUUCAACAGCCCGGUAUCUUGAAUCAGUUGGCAUCGCUUCAAAACCCGACACAUCCAAAUACGGCGUUGAUGGAAGCUAUCCUCCGUCAGCGGCAGCUUCCUGCGUUGCAACCAACAAUUCCUGGUACCAACUUGCAGGCAAUCCUUGGGACUCGGGGACAACAACAAGGGAUGUGGCAAGCAUCGUCCAGUAACCCAGGCCAGCUGGCAGCAGCACAAUUACGAGCAAGUCAGCUGUUACUAGCCGGCGGUGGGUUGCCGCAACUGCAGGGGUUACCGCAGCUGCAGCAGUUGCAGCAAAGCGCGAUACGGUCAGGAGUGCCUAUGCAGCCGGCGUUGGUUAUGGUGCCAGUGCAGAUGGGCCAAGGCAACACGCGUCUUCCGCUGCAACAGAAUGCGAUCUCGCAACAACAAGCGUCUCUUUUGGCUGGGGCGCAGCAGCAACAACAACUGCAAAACUUGCUAGCACGGGGGCAACAAGCACUGCCAAGUAGAAGAGUGCUGGAUCCAGUUGGGCUUGAGACACAACAGGGACGGCAAGCUCCACCCGGACCACAGGAACAGAACCAAGGGGGAGAAAGCAAAACGGAGACCUCCGCUGCCCGGCAGGACCCAGAUGGCCAUACCGCGGACUGAUGUGCAGUAGC
Molecule: messenger RNA, 2240 nt
Organism: Seminavis robusta
Lineage: Eukaryota; Bacillariophyta; Bacillariophyceae; Naviculales; Naviculaceae
Source: the annotation of a GenBank genome assembly